This is a messenger RNA of Clonostachys solani, 1947 nucleotides long. The record is from the annotation of a GenBank genome assembly. NCBI's taxonomy places the organism in Eukaryota, Fungi, Ascomycota, Sordariomycetes, Hypocreales, Bionectriaceae.
AUGAACUCGACCAAAGCAGGCCCGGGCCUGUGUGGACUGCCACUCGAAGUAUUGCAAAACAUCGCGGGUUACCUUGCUGACUCAUAUCGACCAAGUGUCUACACAUUCAGUCUAACAAGCAAAGCUUGUCAUCAAGCAAGUACUUUAUUCAUCCUUCAUCAAAUCAAUCUCAAAAUUUGCACUCGCGAAGCAUUACAGCACGAUAUUAAGAGUCUCAUCAAGACUCUCUCUCAUACUAACUCCGCCCGCCACGUCCACUCCAUCAGCCUUCAAGGGUUUCUGGAUGCCAAGACACAAAAAGACGAUCUUGGUAUGACGAACACCGACAAUCUAGGCUGGUGGACUGACCUUCGCGGUAACGAAAUUGUACCCCGCCAAGAGACAAUCUAUUCUGGUGGCUAUUUCGCCUAUGAUGAGCCUCUCAUUGAGGAGGAUUCCGACGAGGAUACAGCAUGGGCCCCAGUUGUCAACUUUAUCAGAACACUCCCAUCUUUAGAAAAGCUGGUCUAUAAUUGCCUGGAUCAAUUCCCGCCUAGCCUUUUAUAUGCGCUACAUAAAUACCACCCCAAGUGCAAGCUGUACCACAUGACGCUCCGACUACGGACUCUAACAUGGGACACUCCGCAUCCUUACGAAAUGGCUCUAGCUACAUCUCCAUGCCUAUAUAGUACCACAGUUAUAUGUGUUCGUCGAGAUUCAGAAGGCGAUGAUGAUUUCAACCAAGAGGCGACGAUGGAGCUCGUUGCUGGUCUUGCACCGAACCUCAAGGAAGUCACCAUGAUAAAUUGCUUCCCGUACCGCGGGCGCAGGUUCGCCCACGACCGAGCCCAGUGGAAAGGUCUUCCGGGCUAUGUCUCCGGGAUGGCUGGGUCUUUGACCUCUCUAUCCCUUUUACGGUCAACGGAAUAUUUUUGGGAGCCAGAAUACAUCCAGACUUGGGCCAAGUUCACAGACUUUGGCUCUCUGCAUCGCCUGACCAUCGGGGGACCGAGCGAUAGGGGUAUUGAUGGUGAGAUGAUGCGCUUGAUUACGCAAAAUCACUCCUUCCCUCGAUUAAAGACCCUUUGCGUCUGUCUGGAACGUAAUGAUCCGGAUGGCGUGAGACCCGAGUACGGCGAUGAUGCUGCUGCCUUUUUUUCAGCGUUUGAGCCCCUCAGGCAGCUAUCGGUAUCUGGCCCACUUGAGCCCAAAAUUCUGGACGCCAUCCUGCAUCGACACGGACGGACAUUGAAAGAGCUCAUGCUGUAUCCGCGAGAGCGCGAAUUCCGCGGAGAUCGAAAUAGGGAAGAAAUCCCUAUGGUACUCACCAAGGAACACAUCCUGCAAAUCCAAACCGAGUGCCCAGCCUUGGAAGACCUAGCCAUCCCGGUCAAGCGUCUAAAGUCCAGCGCGGCCGAGGUUGAUAUUUACAGAAGCCUCGCCAAAAUGGAGCGUCUACGGUCGCUCCUCCUUACCUUGGAUUGUUCCGAGUGGCGGGUCAAGCGAGAUAGCGCUUAUAACCCCCCCUUUGACGAUGAGGACAGCAGGACCGGGCAGUUUGGCUACAAGCGGGGCAUCCUGCGGGACCUCCUGAUGAACUGUGCGGUGGACGAGACACUGGCCCGAUCGAUCUGGGAGACUACCCGCGGGAAACGGUUGGAGUCUCUGAAGCUGUGGACGACAGGUGCUGGCCAGUUCGGAACUGGGCAGAUCCACAUUGCCGAGGAUCUCUACACCCACAUGAGCCGCUCGUGGCUGAUCGAACGCGUUCCUCGAGACGACAAGGAAAUUAUACACAUCAAGGAGCUGGGCCGAGCCGAGAGGGAGGCCAAAGAUGCACACAGGAGAACAGUAGGGUCCAAGGGCCCGAGGCCGAAGGAGAUGGAAGUAUUUCGUCGGAUUUGGCCAAGCAAAGAGGGUAGCGAGAGCUGGUAUGACGAUUGGUCAAGCAUUCCUCUAGAGGUCUGA